Messenger RNA from Rangifer tarandus platyrhynchus (Svalbard reindeer), 2745 nucleotides. NCBI's taxonomy places the organism in Eukaryota, Metazoa, Chordata, Mammalia, Artiodactyla, Cervidae. The record is from the annotation of a GenBank genome assembly.
AUGACCGCGGGCUCGGGCGUGCUCCUCGUGCUGCUCUCGCUCUCCGGCGCGCUCCGGGCCCACAAUGGGGAUCUUACAGCCAGGGAGACCUGCAAGGCUGGAUUCUCUGAAGAAGAUUACACAGCAUUAAUCUCCCAGAAUAUUCUGGAAGGAGAGAAGGUCCUCAAAGUCAAGUUUAGCAGCUGCCUGGGGACCAAGGGGACGCACUAUGAGACCAACAGCAUGGACUUCAAGGUCGGGGCCGACGGGACGGUCUUUGCCACCCGGGAGCUGCGCAUCCCCUCCGAGCAGGUGGCCUUCACCGUGACUGCGUGGGACCACCAGACGGCUGAGCGCUGGGACGCCGCCGUGCGGCUGCUGGUGGCCCAGACCUCGUCCACGCACUCCGGACACAAGAAAGGAAAGAAGAACGCAGCCCUGGACCCCGUCCAGCCUCCGAAUGACACGCUGCUGCCAUGGCCGCAGCACCAGAGCUCCAACGGGCUGAGGCGGCAGAAACGGGACUGGGUCAUCCCACCCAUCAACGUGCCGGAGAACUCACGCGGGCCCUUCCCGCAGCAGCUGGUGAGGAUCCGGUCCGACAAGGACAACGACAUCCCCAUCCGAUACAGCAUCACAGGCGUGGGCGCCGACCAGCCCCCCAUGGAGGUCUUCAGCAUCGACUCCAUGUCUGGCCGGAUGUACGUCACGCGGCCCAUGGACCGGGAGGAGCGAGCCUCCUACCACCUCCGAGCACAUGCUGUGGACAUGAACGGCAACAAGGUGGAGAACCCCAUCGACCUGUACAUCUAUGUCAUUGACAUGAACGACAACCGCCCCGAGUUCCUCAACCAGGUGUACAACGGCUCCGUGGACGAAGGCUCCAAGCCAGGCACCUACGUGAUGACAGUCACGGCCAACGAUGCAGAUGACGCCACCACGGCCAACGGGAUGGUGCGCUACCGGAUCGUGACGCAGACCCCGCAGAGCCCCUCCCAGAACAUGUUCACCAUCAACAGUGAAACGGGCGACAUCGUGACUGUGGCCGCUGGCCUGGACCGAGAGAAAGUCCAGCAGUAUAUGGUCAUCAUUCAGGCCACAGACAUGGAAGGGAACCUGAACUACGGCCUCUCCAACACAGCCACCGCCAUCAUCACAGUGACGGACGUGAACGACAACCCACCGGAGUUCACCACCAGCACGUAUGCAGGGGAAGUCCCAGAAAACCGGGUGGAGAUGGUGGUGGCGAACCUCACGGUGAUGGACCGAGAUCAGCCACACUCCCCGAACUGGAACGCCGUCUACCGCAUCAUCAGUGGGGACCCCUCGGGCCACUUCAGCGUCCGCACGGACCCCACCACCAAUGAGGGCAUGGUCACUGUGGUUAAGGCAGUCGACUAUGAGCUGAACAGAGCAUUCAUGCUGACUGUGAUGGUGUCCAACCAGGCGCCCCUGGCCAGCGGGAUCCAGAUGUCCUUCCAGUCCACAGCGGGGGUGACCAUCUCCGUCAUGGACAUCAACGAGGCCCCCUACUUCCCCUCCAACCACAAGCUGAUCCGCCUGGAGGAGGGUGUGCCCACUGGCACCGUACUCACCACGUUCUCAGCAGUGGACCCCGACCGGUUCAUGCAGCAGGCUGUGAGAUACUCAAAGCUUUCAGACCCAGCAAACUGGCUACAUAUUAAUGCCACCAACGGCCAGAUCAGCACGGCCGCCGUGCUUGACCGCGAGUCUCUCUACAUCAAGAACAACGUCUAUGAGGCCACUUUCCUUGCGGCUGACAAUGGGAUACCCCCGGCCAGUGGUACUGGGACCCUCCAGAUCUAUCUUAUCGACAUCAACGACAACGCCCCUGAGCUGCUGCCCAAGGAGGCGCAGGUCUGUGAGAAGCCCAGCCUGAAUGCCAUCAACAUCACAGCGGCUGAUGCUGACGUGGACCCCAACAUCGGGCCCUACGUCUUUGAGCUGCCCUUCGUUCCCGCAAGCGUGCGCAACAACUGGACUGUCACCCGCCUCAAUGGUGACUACGCCCAGCUUAGCCUGCGCGUCCUGCACCUGGAGGCCGGGGUGUAUGACGUCCCCAUCACCGUCACGGACUCGGGGAACCCGCCGCUGUCCCACACAUCCAUCAUCAAAGUCAAGGUGUGCCCGUGCGAUGACAACGGUGACUGCACCACCGUGGGCGCAGUGGCGGCGGCCGGGCUGGGCACGGGUGCCAUUGUGGCCAUCCUUAUCUGCAUCGUCAUGCUGCUCACCAUGGUCCUGCUCUUCGUCGUGUGGAUGAAGCGGCGGGAGAAGGAGCGCCACACAAAACAGCUGCUCAUCGACCCCGAGGACGACGUGCGGGACAACAUCCUCAAGUACGACGAGGAAGGGGGCGGCGAGGAGGACCAGGACUACGACCUCAGCCAGCUACAACAGCCAGAGGCCAUGGAGCACGUGCUGAGCAAGGCCCCCGGAGUGCGGCGGGUGGACGAGAGGCCCGUGGGCGCCGAACCCCAGUACCCAGUCAGGCCCGUGGUGCCCCACCCAGGAGACAUCGGAGACUUCAUCAACGAGGGACUGCGCGCAGCCGACAAUGACCCCACGGCGCCCCCGUACGACUCGCUGCUGGUGUUUGACUAUGAGGGCAGCGGCUCCACGGCGGGCUCCGUCAGCUCCCUGGACUCCUCCAGCUCCGGAGACCAGGACUACGACUACCUGAACGACUGGGGGCCCAGAUUCAAGAAGCUGGCGGACAUGUACGGAGGCGGUGAGGAGGAUUAA